GAUUUAGACCAAAAAAGUAAAUACUAUAUUCAAAUACGUAUUGUACAGCUAGAAUAUGAUUGCAUUUGGUCCAGAAGAAGUGGGCUUAGCUGAUCGAUCACCAUGCGCUGGGAUACGAGCUGACUUAAAGAUGUGUCUUUUAAGUAGUGAUUGUUGUAAAAAGCAAAAGAAAACUCCUAGAGAAUGUUUAAAAGAUGGCAUAGUACCUACAGAAUGUAUUCAAUUACGGCAAAGUUUUUUUGAGUGUAAACGUUCAUUGCUUGAUAACAGAAGAAGAUUUAGAGGCCACAAAGGGUAUUGAUAAUGUCAUAAGCAUAUAUUUAGUAUUUUGUUUUAACUAUAGUUAUUUAUAAUAAAGUGUUAUAAAA
Vanessa tameamea is the source of this 368-nucleotide messenger RNA. RefSeq names its product cytochrome c oxidase assembly factor 5. The record is from RefSeq and is a predicted model, not a curated record. Gene Ontology annotation, cellular component: mitochondrion. Gene Ontology annotation, biological process: mitochondrial respiratory chain complex IV assembly. Lineage: Eukaryota; Metazoa; Arthropoda; Insecta; Lepidoptera; Nymphalidae. The transcript is spliced from 4 exons. Bases 56 to 301 code for a protein of 81 amino acids.